Ixodes scapularis (black-legged tick) is the source of this 1152-nucleotide messenger RNA. RefSeq names its product hydroxyacid oxidase 1. Gene Ontology annotation, molecular function: FMN binding; oxidoreductase activity. The record is from RefSeq and is a predicted model, not a curated record. The transcript has 8 exons. Bases 1 to 1152 code for a protein of 383 amino acids. NCBI's taxonomy places the organism in Eukaryota, Metazoa, Arthropoda, Arachnida, Ixodida, Ixodidae.
AUGAAUACUACGGCUGCUGGCACUGAUAACAUCGUGGUAACGGUGGACGACAUCGAACGUACUGGAUGCUUCAACAUGGGCAAGGACGCCAGGCUUUAUUACAACUGUGGAGCGGACCAGGAGGAAACGCUCAAGGAGAACACGAGGGCAUAUUCAAGGCUGCGUCUCCGGCCAAGAGUGCUUCGGGACGUGGCGCAGCGGCAAUUGGAGGUAACUCUUUUGGGUGACCAGAUGAUGUCUAUGCCGAUCGGGAUCUCGCCGACGGCCCUCCAGAAAUGGGCGCACACAGACGGAGAAGCUGCCACCGCCAGAGCGAGCCAAGCUGAAGGAACCGUGAUGAUUCUUAGUGUCUACAGCAGCACUUGCAUCGAAGAUGUGAAGAAGGCAGCACCAGAGGGACUUCGCUGGUCCCAGCUGCAGAUGUUCAGGGACAGAGACCUUGUGAGAAACCUCGUGAGACGCGCCGAAGAUGCCGGCUACCGAGCGCUCGUGCUCACAGUAGACAUGCCGGUGGGUGGAAACAAAAUUCCCAGAGCGAAGAAGAGCUACACUACUCCGGAAGGACUCAGGUGCGUUAAAUUCGCUAACUUCCAAGGAAUCUUGGACAGCGGGUACACCGUACCCAACUCGCCGCUUUUCAAGAAGAGGGGACUGACCGACCCUUCGCAAACAUGGGAUGACGUCAGCUGGUUGAUGAGCUUCACCAGGCUACCCGUGGUUCUCAAGGGAAUCACCACCGCCGAAGAUGCUGAGGAAGCCGUUAAGCGAGGGGUUUCAGCGAUAAUUGUCUCGAACCAUGGGGGUCGGCAACUGGAUGGGGUCCCAGCAACAAUAGAAAUCCUCCCCGAGAUUGUAAGGGCAGUCGGUGGUCGCAUCCAGAUCUACGUGGACGGCGGGGUCCGUCACGGCACCGAUGUGAUCAAGGCGCUCGCACUCGGAGCCAAGGCCGUGUUUGUUGGACGUCCGGCGCUCUGGGCUCUUGCAUACAACGGCGAAGCCGGUGUGAGGAAGAUGCUCGCUAUACUAAGAGAGGAGGUGGACCGAGCGCUGGCACUGAUGGGCUGCUCAUCUGUAGACCAACUCUGCCCUGAAAUGGUUGUGCAUCACGGUGACCUAACCAAGCAGGCAAGAUUUGACGGGGGCUGGAAGUGA